UUUCCAUUUGUAGCCUACAAGAAAAAAACUCUCCCUUUUCCUUCGGCCCCAUAAAAACCUCCGCUCCCAAACAAAAAGCUCGCGAAAUCCCCUCACCAACUCCUCCUCCGCCUACCACGGGCAGCGCCGCCCUGCCGGCGCUAGCCCCAUUCCUCUUGCUCCCGCCUCCGCCGCGUUCCGGGCAUGGACGUGCACCCGGCGAAUGCGACCGCCAACUCCCUGGGAGACUUGUUCCCGCACGAGACCGCCUUGGAAAGUGAUGACAGCAGCCUAGAGUGGCUCUCUGUCUAUGUAGAGGACUGUUUUUCUAGCUCUACAUCCUACCCACAUCCUGUCUUCGCAAAAACAGCGCCUACAAUGGCUGGGAAAACGAAGUUACUGCCACCUUCAUCUUCCAAUGCCAAAAGAAAGAAAAGGAGCCUGGCCUCUGUUAUGAGCGAUGACGAUGAGCAACAGUAUAUCAUCCCAUUGUUUGUUGAGCCACCUCUACUCCUAAUUGAUCAGAAACAUUGGAUGGCAGAGAGUGAGCUGAUCCUCCCCAAGAAAGACAAAGACCAAGAACUUUGCCAACAACAGGAGUUAAAACAGGAGGAAGAGAAGUGCGAGAAGGGUGCAGUGAUACAGUUCCAGCGAGAGCGGCUGGUGAAGAGAUGUAGCAAUUGUUUGUCUUACGAAACACCACGAUGGAGGCAUGGUCCAUCAGGACUUAUGAUGCUGUGCAAUGUGUGUGGCCUGAGGCUAAAGCCAGAGAAUGGGUUCACCACCAUUUCCAAGAAGCAAUGUGGCCAAGGAACCAACAAGGAACAAAGGCUAGGGAAACAGCGAGAUAAGAAGAUCAAGAAGACUGCAAACCCCAUCGAGGAGCUGCCACUGGAGCAGCCAGCGAAGAGGUGCACCCAUUGCAUGUCCUCCAAGACCCCGCAGUGGAGGGCCGGUCCUUUGGGGCCUAAGACUCUAUGCAAUGCGUGCGGUGUGAGGUUCAAGUCUGGCAGGCUGCUGCCGGAAUAUAGACCCGUCAACAGUCCAACUUUUGUGAGUGACAUGCACUCCAAUUCUCACAAGAAGGUCUUGCAGCUGAGGCAGUCCGUUGCAGACAAGGGGAACUGAGAUGAUGGUCAAGAACAAUCAUCUCCUGAAUCUGCUGCCGCAUUGGAGCUUAGAGGCUCUGAGAUCGUAGUCUAGUUGAUGCCGAGAAAAUGAGAGCAGAAGCUGUUUAGGUCUCGGUGGAACUCUUAGUUAGCUCUAGCAGUGUUUUAUUUCAGAGACCGAAUUGCUAGGUGUUUGAGAUGUUAAAUUCAAUACCGUUUGGUGGUUGCUCCAAUACUAUCCUGAACUAUGCUAUGUUUCAUGGCC
Messenger RNA from Phragmites australis (common reed), 1353 nucleotides. Its product is annotated as GATA transcription factor 5-like. Gene Ontology annotation, molecular function: zinc ion binding; sequence-specific DNA binding. The record is from RefSeq and is a predicted model, not a curated record. Gene Ontology annotation, biological process: regulation of DNA-templated transcription. NCBI's taxonomy places the organism in Eukaryota, Viridiplantae, Streptophyta, Magnoliopsida, Poales, Poaceae. The transcript has 2 exons. Bases 184 to 1107 code for a protein of 307 amino acids.